Molecule: messenger RNA, 264 nt
Organism: Opisthorchis viverrini
Lineage: Eukaryota; Metazoa; Platyhelminthes; Trematoda; Opisthorchiida; Opisthorchiidae
Exons: 1
Coding region: 1-264 (87 amino acids)
Source: RefSeq, a predicted model, not a curated record
AUGGAUAGCAAGAAUUUCCGCAAAUGUGCCCCUUUUGCUAACAUUCAAAUCGAGCUCAACGACGUGUACACCUCUGUUUCUCCGGAGGAAACACUGACAUUUGUUCCCAUUGUCCCACAAUGCCGUGUAUCCGGUAGAAGCCACAAAAUGCGCCGUGUAUGCGAAUGUCGAAAACAGAAUGAGGUUAGCACAGAAGAAUUAAAACGGGUGUGGCUGUCACCUGGCCCAAAGGAUGGGACAUUCGUGAUUGAUUCGAUGCUUUAA